Molecule: messenger RNA, 2896 nt
Organism: Phlebotomus papatasi
Lineage: Eukaryota; Metazoa; Arthropoda; Insecta; Diptera; Psychodidae
Product: DNA-binding protein K10-like
Exons: 2
Coding region: 123-1241 (372 amino acids)
Source: RefSeq, a predicted model, not a curated record
CCGAAAAGUCGCCGCUUCCGAAGGUUUUUUUUCUUCAUUGUGUCACUUUUUCUCGGCUAGUUCGCGUGGUGUGAUUUUUUCAAGGCAGUUUUUCUCGCGUUAAAAGGUGAUACAGGUGGGAUAUGGCAGCUGCAAAGGCUCAGAAUCAACGCCGUCGAAUGCCUCAGAAGCAACGCAACAAUAUGCAGAAGUUUAAACAGGGCACACAGAAGCGCGUUAUGCGACCGAAUAUGGGAGCCAUGGGCGCCAUGUUUAACAACAACUACAACCAAGCCAGCCAAAUGAUGGACAACCCCGGCUAUAUGGAUUUCAAUGAGCCAGCUAUUCGGCCCCCAAUGGGAGUUGGUGGAGGUAAUAAUCAAGGUGGGCCACCGGCUAAGGUGCAGAAUAAAAUGGGCGGUGGGGCUGGGAAUAUGCAGCAGAGGAAGCCGGGCAAUCGGCAGAUGGUGCAAAAUCAGCAGAACCGCCGGCGUCAGCACAUGCCGCCGCAGCGUCCGCAGCAAGGCGGUGGCGGCGGAAUGGGGGGCGGUGGAGGAGCUGGAGGUAAUAUGGGAGGGGGCGGUGGUGGCGGAGGAGGCGGUUGGGGCAAUCAACAGCCGCGUAUGCCACAGACGCCGCCAAAUAUGAAUCAGCGACCUGGGCCACCGGGGCCACCAUUCAGAGGCGGCCCAAUGCCGCCACGGAUGCAUCCGCAUCCCAUGGGACCGUCAAUGCCGCCCUUCCAUCCGCCACCAAUGAAUGGGCGUUUUAUGGGCUUUGGACCACGUCCAGGACCACCAAUGCCACCACCAAUGGGUAAUCCAUGGCCACCAAUGCCCGGAAUGCCACGUCCAAUGCCCGGCGCCAUGGGGCCCCCGAGGCCACUGAUGGGCGGUGGUGGUGGCAAUCGGCCAAAUGCUGGAAAUGUGGCUGGAAAUCGCAUGAGGAGACAGCAACAGAAUAACAAUCAGAAGACACAGAGAAAACCCACCAAAGCCAAGGGAAAAAUGAAGCCCGGGGUGACAGGAAAGAAGCCCAAUAACCAGCCACAGAAUCAAUAUUCGCUGGAUAAACCGUGGGUGACGCAGGAAAUCAAGGAUCAGCACCAGAAGAAGCUGGAUCUGCAGAAUCAGCUGAAGGGAAAUCGCAAUGAUGAGCUCUUUGCCAAAUUCAAGAGUGAACGAGAUAAGUUCGUGGCCCUCUAUGAUGCUGCCAAGGCCGAAUAUACGAACAAAGGCAAGCAGGUGAGUGCAGCACAGUAAAUCCUCCUACCCUCAGCAUAAUUUACUCUCAGCCUAAGCAGAUUUUCGGGUGAUUUUGAGGCGCUGAACACUUAAGAUGAGAUGCGAGAAAAUUGUUGAGAAAACAUUGGUCGAGUCGGACAAUGCCAAUGGCACAGAUGCUGUAUCAAAGCCAAAUGGCCAGUAGAAUGAAAAAAAAAGAAAAUCACACAGAAAUCAUGAGAGAAAAACUCAAUAAGUUUUUCUUUGCAUCUCUCUUGUGUGUUGGAUUUUUUUUGCCAAAAAAGUCACACACUUUUCUACAAUUUGAUAGCCCCUUCUACAAGAAUCAAAAAAAGCUUCAUUUGAUUCAACAAGAAGCUGAGAAUUAUUAAGACACCCUGAAAAAACAGGAUUAUUCAUUUUAAUUUUCGUUUAUUAUUUUUUUUUUAUUAAAUUGGAUUUUUAUAUCCAAAAAAAUUACAAUUAAUCUGCAAUUAGAAAUAAUAAUUAAUUUUUUCUUGUCUCUUAUUGUUACAAAUCGUAGUUGAUAAAAAAAUAUCCUUUUUAAAAAAAUACUUAAUAUAACUAUUUGCUGAAUGAUUGCAGUCAAUUUUUUUGCUGAACAAAAUAAAAUAAAAAUUUGUGUGGAGAGAAAUCUCGAAAUAUUUAUGGAAUGAUAUAAAUAAAUGAUUUGUGUAAUGUUUAUUUUUUUCUUUCAAUCCAGUUUCUUUGAUUUUUGAAUAAAGUAACAUCUUGAUGUGUACUUUUUUUCCAAUUGAUAAACAUUUGAGAUUUCCUCAAAUACAUUUUUUUCUGGACUUUAAAAUUAUUCGCUUUUAUGAAAAUUAUUUUAUUCUAACAAAUAAAUAUAGAAUGAAAAAUAAUAUAGUAAAGAUUUACUAAACAAAACAUAAAACUAUAUAAUUAUUAACCCUUAAGGUAACUUACAUUAUUCAAUGGAAUAUAUUAAAAAAAAAUUGUAUAUUAAGAUUUAUGUGAAUUUUGGAAAAACAAAAAAAUAGUGAAAAAAUAGAGUAGAAUUGAAAAAAAGGUAUUAAAGAUUUUGUGUCUGACUCGCAAAGAAAAAAUUAUGUCUUAAUUUUUUUCGACAUAUUGAAAACUUUUUUUUUUCAAAAUGAAUAUUUUCAAAAUAAAUUGAAAAAUGGAAUAAAAUAAUCUGAUUUUUUGUUCCUUUUUAAGUAUAUUGCAUUCGUAGAUGGCAUGAAUAUUUAUAAUUAAAUAAACAAAUUAAUUGUAGAAUAAAAAGGAUUUCGAGUUUUUUUCUUAAAUUUACAAAACAUUACUUGAAAUCCAAAAAUUGAUUUAAAAUUAAAUUUAAAAAAAAAACAAUUAAGAAUUAUCUUAUAUAAAGACAAAUGCAUACAUUAUUAGUUAAGAGAGAAAAAAAGUAACUUGUUCUUGUGAAAAAUAAAAUUAACGUAAUGGAGAAAUCAACGUUGAGAAAACAAAGAGAAAUUUUAAAUAUAAAAUAACAAUAUGAUUAACUUAAAGAAAAAAAAUAGAGAACAAUCAGACAGGAAUGAUUGAUUAAAAAGAAGUAAAUUAAUCUCAAAUAUAUUGUCACUAACUUAGCCCCUUGAUUAAGAAGAUGCAACAGAAAUGGAUGAGUGCCGAUUACAAAGGCCCUUCCACUCAACAGAGAUGACAAAUAAAAUUAAAUUUAAAGUCACUUC